AUGAUGAAUUUUUUGUCUAGAAGUUAUUCAGUAUUACAUGCUGGUGCUAUGAUAGGAUUAAUAGCAUUAUUUUUAAAUUAUUAUACUGGUGUUAAUUUACGUACUAAUAAACAUAUGAUUGGUGAUGUUAAACAUAUCAAAACACAUGAACUUACACUUGAUAAAUCUAAAGUUGAUAGAGCAUUAAUAGAAUUGAAUAUGAGAUAUGAUUUAAGAGGAGCAUUUGAUUGGAGUACACAUAUGAUAUUUAUAUAUGUAACAGCAAAUUAUAUAACAAAUCGUCAUGAAAGAAGUGAAGUAAUAAUAUUUGAUAAAAUAAUAAAUAAUAAAUCAGAAGCUUAUCAACCAUCAAUUAAUAUUUUUGCUAAAUAUUUUCUUUACGAUUUUGGUAGAUCACUUAGAAAUCGUGAUAUUAGUCUUAAAUUCUUUUAUGAAUUAGUACCAAUUGGUGGAUUCAUUAAACAAUAUCAACUCUCACAUAAUAAAUUCACUAUGCCAAAACAAUAUACACAAUCAUCUUAA
Molecule: messenger RNA, 522 nt
Organism: Theileria annulata
Lineage: Eukaryota; Apicomplexa; Aconoidasida; Piroplasmida; Theileriidae
Product: signal peptidase, putative
Exons: 2
Coding region: 1-522 (173 amino acids)
Biological process (GO): protein targeting to ER
Cellular component (GO): membrane; signal peptidase complex
Source: RefSeq, a predicted model, not a curated record